This is a messenger RNA of Rubroshorea leprosula, 792 nucleotides long. NCBI's taxonomy places the organism in Eukaryota, Viridiplantae, Streptophyta, Magnoliopsida, Malvales, Dipterocarpaceae. The record is from the annotation of a GenBank genome assembly.
AGCUCUGAUGAUUUGGGUCGGUUUUUUUCUCUUAUGGUGCUACCACCUUCACCAUCAACCAGAAUUUUGCCCCAGAAGAACAUGGUGUCAGAGACGAGAUUAACUUCCUCCACCAGUGUCCGGUCAUUGGACUUAAUUGAUUCAAGUGCUCCUAGGUCUACUGAAAUUUCAUGUUCAGUUGUAUCUUCUGAGAAAAACAUAGUAGAAACAGCUGGUUUUUCAAGCAAGUUCCCGUUAAGUGGAUCCUUUUUGCUCGAGGAUUCAAAUGAAAACUCACCUGCAAGAGAAGUAUCUUGUCAUAGCACUGUUGAUGUGGCUGGGUUUGUCUCUCACACUGUUCUUCGAUCUUCACUGUCAAGUGCAACUUUAUCUGGUGUCCUGUCAUCAGAAUUAAUUGGGCUAUCAGAUGACUCCAAUGUUGUGGUUAGUAUUUCUCCCAUGGAAACCAUUGCCUUGUGUGACAAUGCGAAGCUUGAGGAUAGCUGUCAAAUGUUCUGGGAUGCCUUAACUACAAAAAAGAGUUUAGCGAAGGGGUAUGAGCAGCUUGCAAUUUGGUUUGGAGAUGCUGAAAUAGGGUCUAACAAAGAAUCUAUGCAAAGUCUUCUUCCAUAUACAACUGCCACAACUAUGGGGUGUGAAAAUUUGCAAACAGAAGCUGAAGGUGAAUCCGGAUGGGAACUUUUGUAAAUAAUUGUAGAAGGGGGUUGCUGCUCAAUGUUACUGGAUUCAACCACAUGUCUCAUGCUUGUGCAGGCAAAAUCAUCGUACCUUGAAUAAACAAACAUGGUAGGU